Molecule: messenger RNA, 908 nt
Organism: Homalodisca vitripennis (glassy-winged sharpshooter)
Lineage: Eukaryota; Metazoa; Arthropoda; Insecta; Hemiptera; Cicadellidae
Exons: 5
Coding region: 167-898 (243 amino acids)
Source: RefSeq, a predicted model, not a curated record
UGUGCUAAAUAUCUCAGCAGGGAGUGAGUAGGGACUUACACAGCUCUCUCUCUCUCACUGUCCAGUGUUAUCAGUGAGUUAGUGAUAAGCCAGGUAUCAGUGGCAUACUUAUCACUUUAUCACCUAUGUAGCAGUGUAGCUUCGAUUUUAGAACAAUGAGUGACUGAUGGCCCCGGAGCGGAGACUGCUUGUGAUAUACAUAAUCGCAUUUUUCUGUGGCCUGGUGUCGUCUGCCAGUCUAGCCAUCCCAUGGCUUUACUGGGACCCUACGCUGAACACUUGUAUCAACAUCAACUGUGGCUGUAUUCUCUACAGUGUUGUCACCUUCAGCUCUCUCGUGGGGGGAGCUGGCUGGCUCUGCAGAUUUGCAGUGUUUGUCCAGUUGCCAGUACUGCUCUGGGCUACCGCCGCUGCUCUCUUCCACGCCUAUCGAAUCUGUGUCCCUGCUAAGCCUCCUGCUAGAAGACGCACUGUUACGUUCAAUGAGGAUGGUUCCAGGAAGCCUGCUGUCACAAGACGAGCCCCUCCCAGGUACUCUGUCCUUGCGGUGCUGGCUCUGGUGGUAACAGUGUCUUUGUUGGCCCAAGCUUGGAUUAUCACAGGCGGAUACUUCGCCACUUGUCGCACAUACAAGAAGAGUGUUUCCCAAAUGCUGAAUGCUAAUGGAAACUUGGCCCAGUUGGUGUUCGAACGAAUGUCCUGUGGGACUAUUAUGGACUUCUUGGACUACCUGCAACCUGACCCCCCACUGCUACCUGAGCGCUACCGGCGCACUUACACCAUCCACACUGCCUAUUAUCUGCAGGUAGCUCUGGCAUCCUCCUGGGUCGAUUGUGGUGUUUGGUUGGUGAUUGUUGCAUACAACACCUAUCUUGCAUACAACUCUAAUAAAACAUAGUAAAAACCUU